Messenger RNA from Xenia sp. Carnegie-2017, 9328 nucleotides. RefSeq lists its product as uncharacterized. NCBI's taxonomy places the organism in Eukaryota, Metazoa, Cnidaria, Anthozoa, Malacalcyonacea, Xeniidae. The record is from RefSeq and is a predicted model, not a curated record.
AGACGAGAUUAGAGCAACUACUUGUUGAAUGGCCCGAGCAUCCAACGCUCGCUCAGAAGACAACUUUGAUUAUGGCAACAUGGAAAGACUAUCUAAAUCCAGAAUCAAGGAAAUAAAAGCUCAGUUUCUCACCUUACUACAGCAAGUAAUUCCUUGUUCAUUGUACGGUAUAAAACCUAGAGGCUGGCGUGUCAUGGUUGAUGAGGCAAUUACAAAGUUACAAGAAGUGGUUGUUGAUAAAGAGAUGAUGAUUGAAGUUAUAUCUCACAAUGACAGUCAACAUUAUGGUGUAGCUUUGAUGCAGACCAUUGGUGAAGAGUGUUAUAGCAUAAAUAAAGAAUUUAUUCAGAAAGGUUAUGCUGUCUCAAAUAUUGGACAAUUUGUUGUAACUGUGGGAACAAACAUCACAGGUUAUCAAUUUCCUACCAUUGAAAUUCCUGGCUAUGAAGAUGUUGAAGUCACUCAUGUUGAAAAUCUCGACACAUUUUGGUGCCAUCUUACGGAUUCUGCUACGGAAAUGGAAAAUCUCAUGACUAAUCUUCAAGAUUAUUGCGAUGUUAAUCCACCUAAAAGUACUGACUUAGAUUUAUUGAAAGAAGGUUCUCCUUGUUGUGCGCGUUUCAGUAAAGAUCAAAUGUGGUAUCGUGGGAGGAUUCUACAGAAAUUAACCAAUAAACGCUUCAAAGUUCAAUACGUAGAUUAUGGGAACUGUGAAGUGUUGACUUUAAAAAGUAUAGCCGUGCUGAGUCAAGAGUUUUUACAAUUACCUGUCCAAGCAAUUGAAUGUGGCCUUGUGAAUAUUUCAUCGUCGAAGAGGAAUAAGAGCAAAUAUGUCGAGCAGUUUCACGACCUUGUCGACGGUAAAGAACUCGUCUGUCGUAUUGAGAAUCUUACAGAUAAUAGCAAAUAUCUGGUUUUGAUUUUGAACACCGAGAGAGAAACAGUUGUAAUCAACGAGAUAAUGAACUUGUUUAUUGAAAAUGAUGGAAAAGAAGCGGCCGGGAAAGCAGAAAUUGUUUCGAAGGAAGUUCUUAAGAUUGCACCCGCUAAACCCUUCAUUGGCAGCGAUGUUUCUGUGUACGUCACUUACGUGAACGAUCCGCGAGAUUUCUACUGUAAAUUUACAAACACUGCUUCUCAACUUGACGAUAUAAUGAACAACAUGGAAACGUACUAUCGCGAUUUAAACGAAGACCAAGAAAGAUUUACUAAUCCGAAAAUUGGAAACACUUGUUGCGCACAGUUCACUGUUGAUGAUGGAUUUUAUCGUGCUGUUAUCACUAAUGUUUUAUCCGACGCUGUUGUUGUACGUUAUGUUGAUUACGGAAACACCGAGGAACUGCCAUUUUCACGUCUUAAAUGUCUCGACAGCUCCUUCGUUCACCUUCCAGAACAGGCUUUCAACGCAACUUUGUUGUUUUCAAAUUGUGGCAGCGCGCCAGACUUUGAAAACUGUGUUGUCGACAGAGAACUCAGAGCAACGAUUGUUAAACAAGACGAUAUUGGAAGGUGCUGCGUUCAAUUGGCCGAUGCAAAUGAAAGUUGUUGUUUGAAGAUCAAUCAAAAGAAGGUAGAUAAAACUUCAAAGAAACCAUGCAAAGUAAAGAUUACAAAACUUCAAGUUAGAAAGAAAAUUCCCGUGUAUGUAACGUUUGCCAUAAAUUCACAAGAUUUCUUCUGUCAAGCAACAGGAAGUUCCGUUCAAUUGGAUGAUUUGAUGAAUGAAAUAGAAGAACAUUACAGGCCACUGAAUGAAAGCGAUGAAAAAUAUUCAGAGCCACAAAUAGGUGAAUCUUGUUGUGCAAUGUUUACUGAAGACGAUGGUUGGUAUCGAGCAACAGUUAUAAAUCAUUCCGGAAAUGACGUUCGUCUAUGCUACCUUGACUACGGAAACACGGAGACAUUACCUUUGUCUAGAGUGAAGUGUUUGUUAGACGAUUUCACAGUUCUUCCAGCGCAAGGUUUUCAUGCAAGAAUGGAUGUUCCUUCUGGUAUUGAUGCUUCGUCUUUUAAAGAUUCCGUAUUGGAGAAGGAAUUUGAUGCUAAAAUUGUGAAAGAAAUCAAGGAGAACGUUUACAACAUCGAGCUUUUUUCGGCUGAUGGAACCAAGCUAUUUUCGCAGAAACCAUGUGCCCCAGUUCAAGUAAAGGAACCUUCUUUAACAAAAGGCAACAAAGAGCAUGUCUAUAUCACAUCCUUCACAACACCACAGAAUUUUUUCUGUCAGUUGGCAAAGAGUUCAACACAGUUGGAUGACCUAAUGGAAAAUAUUGAGGAAUACUACCGCCCUCUGAGCGAUGGUGAUGAAGAGCUGCUUAACCCAAAGAUUGGCAACUUUUGUUGUGCUAUGUUCACUGUGGUUGAUGGAUUUUACCGGGCUGUUGUUACGAAUGUCUCCGAGCAAUCUAUCGAAGUUCGUUAUAUUGAUUACGGUAAUAUUGAGAAACUGCCCAAAUCAAGGGUAAAGCGCAUGCUCCCUCGUUUUGCCGAGUUAAAUGCGCAAGGCUUUACAGCAAGCUUGGUCAGCGGUUCCACUGCAAAUAUAACGAAAGCAAAAGAUGCUGAUGAUUAUCUAGAGGUGAUGGUUGAACUUUUAAAUCGGAACAACAAUAUUUACGGAGUUGAGGUUCAUGACAUGAAUGGUGAAAGAUUGUUUAAAUGCAAAGAAAAUGUCGAAAAUGAACCAGGCGAUAAAACUAUCAAAAGUAAGAACUUCAUCAUUUCCCAUGUUGUUCUAUCUUCAACUGGUGAAAAUAAAGAUAUUUUAGAGAAAAUUAUGGCUGAACUGGAUGACGUUUACUCUCAUCUUACGGCCGAAGAUAACAUGAUCACGAAUCCUGUGGUUGGAAUGACGUGUGUGGCAAAAUAUCCUGUUGACAAUGGUUGGUAUCGAUCUCAAAUUCUUGACAUCCCGCCAAACCAAAUCAACGUUUUUUACAUCGAUUUUGGAAAUUGCAAAAUUGUUGAUUUGUCGAGCGUAAAAACUCUCGCCCCAGCCUUCUGCAGCAAACCCGUUCAAGCUGUGAGAUGCCGUUUGUAUGGUGCCGAGAAAACAACGUGGAGUGAGUCCGAGUGCGAAAUGUUCGAGGGCCUGGUACUAGAGAAACAUUUGAUAGCAGAAGUUAAGUCACUAGAUGGCGACGAAACGACAUUAAUUGUCGAUUUAUUUGACACAAGUGGGACAGAAAAUGUGAGAAUCUUUGAUGAACUUGUGAAAAAAUCUUCAACAACAAAAGCUAGCGGUCAACGAAACCUAAAACUUUCAUCACUACCGAAACUGGGCUUGAAGGAUGUCGAAGAUGUUUUUGUUGAGAGUGCAGAGUCUCUUGAUAACUUUGUGUGUCAGCUCUCACGGUUUAACAACAAUAUAGAAACAUUAGCUGGCAUGAUGUACGAUAUAUACCACCAGGAAACCGCUCCUGACUUAGUAUCCACUCCUUUGCAAGUAGAUGAUGUCAUUGCGGCUCUAUAUUCCGAGGAUGAAACCUGGUACCGAGCUUCUGUCUCGAAACAUAUAAACGAUGGUGAUAUUGAAGUUAUGUUCAUCGACUACGGUAAUUCUGAAAUCAUCCCCGAAUCUGAAAUAGGAAAAAGAGUUCGUUAUUUGAAUGACGAAUUGUCACGUUUUCCACCAAUGAGAGGUUUGGUAUGUUGUAUGGCUUCUAUUGAUGAUAACGGACACCAUUACUCGUGGACUCCACGCGCGCAUUACUCUUUCGUGAGAUACGUGGUGGAGAAGGAGUUCAAAGCAAGAAUAAUGAUGGGCGAUGAGGAACCACUUUCAGUAAUACUUGAACACAAAUCUGAAAGUAUAUACACGUGGCUUGCACGUAAGAAUCUCAUGUCGAGAAAGCAAAGUGAGGUCGAUGUUGAGCAAGAUGAUUUUUAUGAGCUCGAGUUGGAAACUGGGACGCUUUGUGACGUGUAUGUCACGUGGAUUAAAACACCACAAUUAUUUUUUGUUCAGCAAUCAUCAAGUUCAGAUGACAUCAAUAAAGUUGUGGAUGACCUUCAUAAAUCCUGCACUAAUGGCGACCAAAAAGAGUUGGAAGAAAUCCAUCCAGGUACCUUAUGCGCAGCUCAGUAUACGGUUAACGAUAAAUGGUAUCGUGCGAGAGUUGUAAAGGAGUCUGGACCCGAAUCCUUUGAAGUUGUUUAUGUUGACUACGGGAAUAAGGAAGCAAUACCCAAACAAAGGAUUAAGGCGCUAGAUCCCAGUUUUCUUGAACUACCUGCGCAAGCUUUGUGCUGCAGUCUGGAGACGAAACACCCUCUGACUUGGAAUGAUGAAUUGAAGGGAAAAUUUGUGAGUGAAACUACUGACAAACGUUUAACGAUGACCGUUGUAAAAGUGGUUGGCAGUCAACAUGUUGUGACUUUAAAGAAUGACGAGGGAUUGUUGUUGAACAAUAUGUUCAUUGAUGGAUAUGGUGAAAAUGAUUCAAAACUGAAAUCCUCUCAGGAAACCCAAAUUACUUUAUCCUCAUUUCCUGUGGUUGAGAAAACGACUGUCCAAGCCUUCACCAGUCACGUGGUCAGUCCACGCGAGUUCUUUGUUCAGCUUGCGACAGCGGAGACUGAGCUCGAACGCCUUGCGAGAUUUGCCGAAAUCUAUAAUUAUUGGCCUGAUGGUGAUAACUACAAACUGGACAAUGUGAAAGAGAAUAUGUUUUGCUGUGCGCGGUUUUCUGAAGAUGGAGUCUGGUACCGAGCUCAAAUCCUUACUGUCGAUGUCGACGAUAAAAAGGUAACGGUUCGAUUCGUUGACCACGGAAACUCGGAUGUGGUUGAUACUUCUGAUCUACGACGUCUAACCGCUGAACUGUCAUCGUCGCCUUGUCAAGCUGUACCUUGCCGACUUUCGGGCGGACCUUUGUCCCAGGAACAGAACUUGAUUUUCGUCACGGCCGUUGUGGGUAAACCACUAAUGGCUACUUUUAUUGAAUUCUGCGACAACUUUUGGCUUGUAACCUUAGUAGAUGACGGGCAACCAAUUAACGAAUUGUUGAACCCUCGUAAAGAAUCUCAUGAGACCCCAAGCAAUGGAAAACAAUGUAUUCCGAAACCGAUUUUAAAACCUGCAGACGAGUUACCUGUAUACAUUGUCAGCGCAACCGCAGCUAAAGAUGCGAUACUUCAAAUAAGUAGUAGUUUAAGUGAUUUGGAGACUUUGAUGGACGAUAUAGCAAACGAUCCUCCUCAGAUCCGAUUGACAAAGAACGAAAUCGAAGUUGGAGACUAUUGCCUUGCUCGCUUUACUGAAGACGAGGCCUGGUACCGAGCAAAGAUAUUAGAAGUUGAUGGGGAGAAUGUCAGUGUUUUUUAUGUUGACCAUGGUAAUAAAGAAUGGCUUUUGUUUGAUGAACUUGCUCCGAUAAAUGAAAGAUUUUGUAAUUUGCCCGAGUUUUGUUUUUGUUGCUCUUUGGAUCUAUCGACAGUUGACGGGGUAUGGUGUGAAAAUACUGCUGGUAAACUUCUUGAAAUGUUUUCGGAAAAUGAGUUACUUUGUAAAAUUUCCACAAAUAAUGACAAUGGUGUGUUGGUAAAGCUGUAUUGUGAUAUUGAGGAUAUUUUGAGUCGUGUUGUGGAAUAUGAAAAUGUGUCAGUAUCGAAACUCAUUGAAAAUAACAAAGAAAUCCACGAAAUUCAAUGUUUUGUUGUAUAUGAAUUCAAUAUCGACGAUAAAAAGAAUGUUACUUGUUCUCAUAUUGAAUCACCGAAGAAACUUUGGUGUCAAUUAUCAACCAAUGAAACGGAAUUAAAUGAUCUUAUGAACCACUUAGAUGAAGUAUAUGGUAGCCUUGGUCCCGAAGAACUACUUGCUCACAAUUACGACGUCGGACGUCCUUGUUGUGGUCAAUUUCUUGAAGAUGAUGGGUGGUAUCGUGCUGAAAUUGUUGAAGUUGUACCAGAAGGUGUACGUGUUCGCUACGUGGAUUAUGGUAACGAAGAGGUGUUAUCAACAUCAAGAAUUCUUGUUCUUAAAGACGAGUUCCUUGUUUUACCUUGUCAAGCUUUUUGUGUGUUGGAAGAUAUUGAAGCAAAGGAUGAUGAAUGGAGUGGCGAUGCUGUAACGUUGCUUGAAGAAUUCACAUCGGAAAGAUUGCUGUCUUUAGUGGUUAAAGGAAGAGAGAAACUUGGUGGUUUUACUUGUGCAAUAUACGGAACUCUUGACGAAGAAGAACAAUCAUUGAGUGAACUUCUUAUUGAAAAAGCAUUUGCUGUAAAAUCUUUGCCACCUGCACCUAUAUCAGUUUCAAACAAUCCUCGUGCAGACGUAUCUUUCGUAAACAUACAUGUGAAUAUUGGAGAUGAGCUUAAUCUGUUCUUCGUGUCAGCUGAGUCGCCUGCAAACAUUUGGUGUCAGCUGUCCGAUUCUGAAGAUGACUUACUUGAUCUAAUGGAAAAACUUGGAGCAUUUUACAGUUCAUUAAACGGAAACGAGUUUUCACUCCAACAACCUGUUGCUGGUGCCGCUGUUUGUGCCCAGUUCUCUGAAGAUGACUCUUGGUAUCGUGCUGAGAUCCUGGCAACUACUCCUAACAUCACAGUCCGUUUUGUAGAUUAUGGCAAUAGCGAAUCAUUACCCUUGACAAAAAUAAAGCUUUUAAAAACGGAUUUCGCUCGAAUGCCAAAGCAAGCUAUCUGCAUUUCUCUGUUCGGUUUACUUUCCAAUUCCCUUGAUGAAUGGUCCGAUGCAAAGCUCGCCUUGAUGGAAGAAAUGUGUUCUGAGAAAAGUUACAUCGGUAAAGUUCUUGGAAUGCGCGAUAAUUUAUUGGAAAUGUCUUUAAUAGACACCGAAUCCAAUGUUUCAUUGCUCGACGAGUUGUGUUGUGCGAAUCUUAUUUUGAGGAAGACUCAAGUGGAUACUGUACAAGGUGAUUUGUUAACAAGCACAGAUGAAAAUAAAAACGUUGAGGAGCUUACUGCGAUUGAAACUGAAGUUCUCGACAAAGCACAAGUUGAUGAUGUUGAUUCAGGAGACAAGUCUACUAAACCAGUUACAGAUGAGCGUCCUCCGAUUGAAACAGAAGAACUUGACAAAGGAGAAAUUGAUAUUGCUGAAUCAGACGGCAAGUCGACAACUGAACCAGUUACAGAUGAGCGUCCUCCGAUUGUAACAGAAGAACCUGAUAAAGGAGAAGUUGAUUAUGUGGAAUCAGGAGACAAGCUAACUGAACCAGUCACGGAUGAGCGUCCUCCAAUUGAAACAGAAGAACUUGGCAAAGCAGAAGUCGAUGAUGUUGAAUCUAAUGAUGAGUUGACUGAACCAAUAACAGAUGAGCGUUCUCCAAUUGAAACAGAAGAACUUGACAAAGCAGAAGUUGAUGAUGUUGAAUCAGGAGACAAGUUAACUGAACCAGUUACAGAUGAGCGUCCUCCAAUUGAAACAGAAGAACUUGGCAAAGCAGAAGUUGAUGAUGUUGAAUCAGGAGACAAGUUAACUGAACCAGUUACGGAUGAGCGUCCACCAAUUGAAACAGAAGAGCUUGAUGCAGGAGAAGUUGAUGAUGUUGAAUCGAAUGACGAGUUGACUGAACCAAUAACAGAUGAGCGUCCUCCAAUUGAAACAGAAGAACUUGACAAAGCAGAAGUUGAUGAUGUUGAAUCAGGAGACAAGUUAACUGAACCAGCUACGGAUGAGCGUCCUCCAAUUAAAACAGAAGAACUUGAUGCAGGAGAAGUUGAUGAUGUUGAAUCAGGAGACAAGUUAACUGAACCAGCUACGGAUGAGCGUCUUCCAAUUGAAACAGAACAACUUGAUGCAGGAGAAGUUGAUGAUGUUGAUUCAGGAGACAAGUCUACUGAACCAGUUACAGAUGAGCGUCCUCCGAUUGUAACAGAAGAACUUGGCAAAGCAGAAGUUGAUGAUGUUGAAUCAGGAGACAAGUUAACUGUACCAGCUACGGAUGAGCGUCUUCCAAUUGAAACAGAAGAACUUGACAAAGCAGAAGUUGAUGAUGUUGAAUCUAAUGAUGAGUUGACUGAACCAAUAACAGACGAGCGUCCUCCAAUUGAAACAGAAGAACUUGACAAAGCAGAAGUUGAUGAUGUUGAUUCAGGAGACAAGUUAACUGAACCAGUUACAGAUGAGCGUCCUCCGAUUGUAACAGAAGAACUUGGCAAAGCAGACGUUGAUGAUGUUGAAUCUAAUGAUGAGUUGACUGAACCAAUAACAGACGAGCGUCCUCCAAUUGAAACAGAAGAACUUGUCAAAGCAGAAGUUGAUGAUGUUGAUUCAGGAGACAAGUCUACUGAACCAGUUACAGAUGAGCGUCCUCCGAUUGUAACAGAAGAACUUGACAAAGCAGAAGUUGAUGAUGUUGAAUCUAAUGAUGAGUUGAAUGAACCAAUAACAGACGAGCGUCCUCCAAUUGAAACAGAAGAACUUGACAAAGCAGAAGUUGAUGAUGUUGAAUCUAAUGAUGAGUUGACUGAACCAAUAACAGAUGAGCGUCCUCCAAUUGAAACAGAAGAACUUGACAAAGCAGAAGUUGAUGAUGUUGAAUCAGGAGACAAGUUAACUGAACCAGCUACGGAUGAGCGUUCUCCAAUUGAAACAGAAGAACUUGAUGCAGGAGAAGUUGAUGAUGUUGAAUCAGGAGACAAGUUAACUGAACCAGCUACGGAUGAGCGUUCUCCAAUUGAAACAGAAGAACUUGAUGCAGGAGAAGUUGAUGAUGUUGAAUCAGGAGACAAGUUAACUGAACCAGCUACGGAUGAGCGUCCUCCAAUUGAAACAGAAGAACUUGAUGCAGGAGAAGUUGAUGAUGUUGAAUCAGGAGACAAGUUAACUGAACCAGCUACGGAUGAGCGUCCUCCAAUUAAAACAGAAGAACUUGAUGCAGGAGAAGUUGAUGAUGUUGAAUCAGGAGACAAGUUAACUGAACCAGCUACGGAUGAGCGUCCUCCAAUUGAAACAGAAGAACUUGAUGCAGGAGAAGUUGAUGAUGUUGAAUCGAAUGACGACUUGACUGAACCAAUUACGGAUGAGCUUCCUCCAAUUGAAACAGAAGAACUUGAUGCAGGAGAAGUUGAUGAUGUUGGACCAAGAGAUAAGUUAACUGAACCAACAUCAGAUGAACGUGCAAAAACUGAAAUACACGAUGAACUUUCCAUAAAACGGCACCAACUUUGGAUGAUUGAAGAUUGUGCAGAAGUUUGUAGUGAUGAAAUUCCUGUAGAUCACCGCGAAUUCUCUUUGUUGUCACCAGAAAAAAGAGAUGCCCACGCUGACGUCAAUUCUGACGUCACUAAAGUAAACACUUGCUUUGAGAAAGAAAAUGUUACUGGAAGAUAUGCUGAUGAAAAGAAUGAAAACGUUUAA